This is a messenger RNA of Cherax quadricarinatus, 1479 nucleotides long. The record is from RefSeq and is a predicted model, not a curated record. Lineage: Eukaryota; Metazoa; Arthropoda; Malacostraca; Decapoda; Parastacidae.
AUGGUGGGCUCGGUGUUUUCCCGAGGGGGCAGAGAAAAUCUGGAAACCAAGUGUAACCACACUGGCCCCCCCCUUUCCCAUCUUAUGGACAUUCCUGUCUUCUCCAGUUCUUCGGAACCUUAUAGAAAUAUCUUUUGGGAAAACAGGAAGGCGUUGAAGGGCGCUCCUAAACCCAACAUUUCCUGCCUUUCACAAUUUGAUUUCAAUCGUGAUUUAAACUUUAAAGUUCCCAACCAGAGUAUCUACCUCAACCACACUGAACAGAUAUAUGAUUUAGGAGAGUAUGAGUUCAAUAACUCAUGGAUAAGAGUAUGUAGGUCAGAUAGGCACUGGACACCCUUUAUGAACAAGCUGUCAGCUGCACUUAUCUCCAUCUCACUAGUAUGCAUGUUCUUGCACCUGACCAUUUUCGUGGCCCUCCCCAAUAGGCGCAACAUUCCCAGUAUGAAUCUCGCUUCCAUGACUUUUUCUCUUUUAAUAGCUGAAUUUAUAUUUAUGAAUUUUUUUUACGUGAAGGAUAACUACACCGCUUGCAUCUUUAUUGGUGUUCUCAUUUAUUAUUUCUUAAGUGCAUCAUUUCUAUGGAUGAACGUCAUGAGCAUCGACAUCUGCAGAACUUUUCUCUCAAGAACAUACAAGUUGAAGUCUUGCGCAACAUUCAUCCAGUAUUCGAUAUAUGCAUGGUCAGUGCCGCUAGUUGGGUCUCUGACGGCUUCUUGUAGUCAAUUCAUUCACUUUGACUUCCUAUUAUCACCUCAGUUUGGAACAAACAUAUGCUGGUUCAACAACAUAUGGGGCCUAGCGGCAUUUUUCACGUUCCCGGCCGGGCUUGUGUUCUUCAUUAACAUUAUGUUAUACGCAGUGUCUGUGUACAAUAUAUACAUGCAGAUGAAGUCGGGAGAAUUUGCCUCGUCGACUGUACGCAAGAACAGCGGGCAGCAGCGAAGCGAUAAGAAGAAACCCAUUGCAAAUGAUAACAGUAUUGGAGAAAAUGACUCACCAAGAUGCGCUGAACGUAUAAAAGAAAGAAUUCAGAGGCGAAUCCAAGCCCACAAGAAACAACGAGUGCGGCUGGUACUGUACUGCAAACUAGCCCUUAUGAUGGGCUUGACCUGGGGAUUUUCUUUCAUAUCUAUUCAUACCAGACAUGUAGUCUUUGAUUAUCUAUUUAUUAUCUUUAAUGGACUUCAAGGAACAUUUAUCUUCAUUGCUUUCGACUGUAAGCAAAAACUGUGGAACGAAAUUCGUCAGAAAAUAUCUAGCAAAGAAACUUUUAUGAUGAAAAGUUCGAGUAUUUCAUCGACCAAGUCCACAACACAAGGGACAUCUUCAGGUGCUGGAACACAACCUCCAGGUGGUGGCUAUAGGUACCGCUGGUCUUCUAGUCUCCGCCAGGAUGGAAGGCACAAGUACUCUGCGGUGUCUGCUGACCCCAAGGAGCCGCACCUCUCGGACAACAAGAACGAAAGUGACGUUUAA